This is a messenger RNA of Auanema sp. JU1783, 1647 nucleotides long. The record is from the annotation of a GenBank genome assembly. Lineage: Eukaryota; Metazoa; Nematoda; Chromadorea; Rhabditida; Rhabditidae.
AUGAUUUCCGUUGUACUAGUCGUGCUUCUACCUCUAAUAACAGCUAUUCCUGUAUUACCGGAUCAGAAGAAAUGCACUCAGAGUUGUCUGAGCAGUUACACAAAUGAAGUUCCAAAUGCUCCUCUGAUCUAUGAUUAUCAAAAUCAAACAGAGAUUGAUCAAAGCCAGCUAUGCAAUUAUGUGAGGAAAAUGGUCUUUUGCUAUGCUCUAUGUCCAAAUGAGGUCACAGACGAGGACAAGCCAAGUGUUGCUCGCAACUUCGCUCUCUCUUACUUGUGUAAGAAACAUGAAGAUUCACUUCCGGAAAUCUUGAAUGUGAUUGGUCAAUUACCUAUCAAUGCUUACAACGAGUGUUCUGAAACUUGCCAGAAGAUUCAGGAUUCUUGCGAAAAACAAACUUGUUAUAAGAACUGCUUGAAAGAGAAUUAUUCUGUUUGCGAGAAGGAAACUCCAUGCAUGAAUCUGAUAACAGCUGAAGUAUUUAUUCAUAACUUCCCCUUCGAGAGCAAUAGCAAGAAUUCUGAUGAGUUGAAACAACAAACUGACUCACACAUGGAACAUAUUCCAGAACCAAGCAAAUGUCUUACAAAUCUGAUUUCUGAUACUGCAAAUAUUGAAGGACAACAAAGCAACGACGAGAUUGAAGCUUCCGGUAUUGUGGAGUCCAUUGAGCCAAAUAUGGAGGAAGGAAGUGAUGGUUCAGUUGCUACUGGAGAACCUGAUGUGAGUGAACUUCUUCAAAGAAUCAAAUCCAUCACACUCCAUCUACGUCCUCUACAAAAACUUGUUUUGAACAUUGACAAUCAGCCUGUUGAUUAUGAGAAUCAAAAAGAAUUUGAUGAACAAAUAGUCGACCAACUAGGCAGAGAUCUUGAAGAUGCCUCUAACAAGAAGAAUGAUGAAGUUACUAAGAUGGAAACUAUUGACGGAAGUACCGAAAGCGUAUCAUCUGAUGAACCAGAAAUGACCUCAAACGUUGGAGAAACCAGCACUAUGUCCCUUCCUACUGAGGCUGUUGGAAUUGUUGCCGAUGAAUCUUCUACUGUUGUUCCUUCUCUUCAAGUUGAUGCCACCGAAACUUCUGUGAUUUCUGAGACUUCUGGAUUCUUAUCUACAGAAACCGCCAUCUCAACUGAUGCGGCUGUCGAUAAUGUUGAGACAACUGAGAAGCUUGAGAUUUCUGAAGAAACGACCACUGGAGCUACCAUUGAGACAUCUCCCGAAACUUCUCUCGAAUCGGGAUCGGGAAUGGAACCUGAGCUCGGAUCUACCCCUAGUGAAAUUGAUGAAAUCGAAGUUGAGUCUAUUGAAGAAGCUAACAGAAUCAACAGCAUCCAAGCUGAUUCCGCUAUUGCCAACUCCGAGACGUCAUUAGAGGGUCAAAAAGAAGUUGUACCUACCGAAAUCACAGCUGAACGAACUGAAGAAUCGGAAACGACUGAAACCCCAGAAGACGUAGAGGAAACGACAGAACUCACAAUGACUUCCGAGGGACAAGAGAGCUCAAUGCCCACCAUAAUCGUCGAUGAUAAGAGCGGCAUGUUGGAUAGUAAUCGUGUUGAAUCAGGAGAAACCACAACGAACGGAGCUUUUGGACUUUUCGGCUCAUUAGCCAGUGUAUUCAUAACGUUGAUGUUGCUCCAAUAA